AACAGAUGGACAACUGUGGGAAGGAAAGAGGUAAAUGGGGUGUGGGGUCGCCUGUUAGGUGUCCAAUUAAUUAUGGACUUUAUGUGGGAUGAAGGGUCUGCUUUUUACUUUUAAAAUUAGAAAUAAGACGUGGAGUCCGCGAGAAAUAAAUAAUAAUAUAAUAGUUGAGGAUAAUAAAGAGAAGAGAAAUAUGAUAGGGUAAUUAGAAAAGAAGUGGGGUAAUGAGAAUACAAAAUUUCCAAGUGGGUCAAUAUAUAUUACUUUCCGAAUCUGUAGCUAUCGUGUUGUAAAAUAUAUUUUAUUUUAAUAUUUUGGAAAUAACUUCAGUUUGAUUGAAAAAUACAUAAUUAAGUGUAUUCAUAUAUUUUGGCUGUGUGAUUUUAAAUUUAUAUUUUGAUUAUAUUUAAAAAAAAAAAAAUUAUGUUAAUUCAUGUGCCUUUAACCAAAACAUCUGCUAUAUUUUAAACAGAAGCAGUAUGUUACAAUCUUGUUAGAAACAAGAUUAUAAUUUGCAUUUUUAUCUUCUCCAUCUUAACAAUUUUUAUCUUCUCCAUCUUAACAAACACAUUCUUCUAUUUUUUUUUUCUUUUCCCACAAAUUUCGUUUUCUUCAUUGUUAAUCUCACCUCUGGUUUGGCCCUUUUCUACGGGUAAUUAACUCCGUUUCUGAUUACUUUUCUUUCGUACCACAUUAUGUGCUUGAGACAGUGAUUUGUUCAUUUCGUCAUUUGCAGACAAAACUACAAAACAGAACAAGAGUUUCUUUGUUUCAAACUGUCCCCAUGGUUGUUGUAAUGGAUCCUCAUCGUUGCUUUUUAGGCAGGGUAAUCUGAAAUUCCCAGCGCAUCAUUCAUUCGAGAAUCUCUCCUCGUUUGGUUUAUGAUAUUGUCAAAGUUGUGUAUAUACAUAGGUUGCGGUCUGAUUCUUUCUCAAAAAGCUUGAAGAUGAUAUAUGUUCAUGGAUAUUAAGAGCACAAUGUAUCUGAAACUGAGGAUAUUUUUGUGAACGAGGAGAACAGACAUUGACCAUUUUGAUAUGUAUUAUGAAAGAAUAAGAAUUUUGCUUUUCUUGGUUUGGUUCUUGUGAGACCAUGAGAAUGGAGAUACCAUGAAGUUCAAGUAAGAUGUUAAAUAGGGAUAGUUUCCAUGGUAAUGCCGAUUGUGGCAGUAAGAUGAAUGGAGACAAUGUUUGCAAUCAGACAGGGGAGGAGUUUUCAGAUGAGUUCUUGAAGAAUUAUAGUGCUCAAAGGAAAGCUAGUAAAAAUGUUGAGAAGAGUGAUUAUGAGGAUCUCAAUCGAGUCCUCGGGAUCCAGAGAGUUGAUUCCGGCGUUUCAGAUGUUGCUGACUCGGUUUGGAUGUACCAAACAGCAUCAGAUGUUUCAUUACCUGUAAAACUGAAGCUUCUAUGCAGUUUUGGGGGAAGGAUCUUACCGCGGUCUGGUGAUGGGAAGCUUAGCUACAUUGGAGGAGAGACUCGAAUAAUCUCGACGUAUAAACAUGUUGGUUUGAAUGAGUUGAUGCAAAAGACAUUUGCUAUAUGCAACCAUCCUCAUACAAUCAAGUACCAAUUACCAGGAGAAGAUCUUGAUGCACUAAUCUCCGUUCGCUCAGAUGAAGAUCUUCUUCAUAUGAUUGAAGAGUAUCAAGAAGCUGAAGAGAAGGCUGGUUCCAAGAGGAUAAGAGUGUUUCUUGUGUCUUUAACUGAGACACAGAACUUAAACCAAAACACUCAGCAUACAGAUAUUGAACAUUAUCAAUAUCUUUCAGCUCUUAAUGGCUUUGUGGAUGUGAGUCCUCAAAAGAGUUCAAGUGGGAAAAGUCAAGCAACAACACAAUUUGGAACUGCUUCGGAUAAUUAUAGCCCUACCUUAAGUCAUAGAGACUCUACUACUUCUAGUCAUUACAUGCAUGGGAUUCAGAUACCAUAUGACCUCCCAUCUCCUUCAUCAGCACACAAGAGAUCCAAUACCGACACUUCUUACUUCGUUAACCCAUAUGGAAUCUAUGACAAUAACUUCCCUUUCAUGGUUGGUUCAAACUUCCCACAGCAGAAUCCUUUCUUGAUUGAGACGAACCAUCCUGAGAGGAACUUCCACAGGAGCCCCAGUGGGAAUGUUUUUCCUCAUCCUCAAACCGGUCCAUCCUAUACCGGGUCUGGGAAACUUAUGCUAAAAAACGUUGUUUCUGAUCCACAGUUGCAUGAUGAGAGCCAAAUAGAGAACCGGUUAGAAGCAGUCACCAAGCCUACAUGGCAAAUGGUGAGAGAGAAGUCACCUUCUUUGGCUAUGUCGUUUGGUUCAGAGAAAUGGGAAGAGAGUUACUUCUCAUUCAAGAAUCCACAACUAGUAAACAACGAGACUCAACUCACCACAGAAGUUAACAAAUGGAUGAACAAUGAGGAUCCUAGCUCCUUUGAUAUUUUUGCUUCAAAUCAACUUGGAUUUAGUGAAACUAGUAGCUCCUUCAGUCAAAAUUGCCAUAGAGUUGUCAGGAUUGCUUCCAUCGGUUCACAAGACUCUGCAGGAAACUCUGUGUUCUCGUUGGCCACCAAUACCAACGAGAAUCUUGCUGAUUGUCUGGUUAGAAAAGACAAUCUUGAUGCACUCCCACGAACACAAAUAUCAUCUAAUGAUCUUUACAGAAAGAAUCUGCUUGGUGCAAGGGUCAUAGUUGAGGAUGUUACAAACGGUACUACUAUUGUUCCUCAUGUACAUAUUAAAACAGAUGAUAAUAACUACUAUACAAGAGAAGGAGAGAAUACAAGUGUUUGUUCUGAAUCUAGAAUAGAGGAAAAAUAUGGUAAAGGAAACAUUAAUGAUGAUGCAGUGGGAGAAGCUGGAAUCUGUAACGUACAGAUUAUAAAGAAUACAGAUCUUGAGGACUUACAUGAGCUAGGAUCUGGAACAUUUGGAACUGUUUAUUAUGGGAAGUGGAGAGGGACUGAUGUUGCUAUCAAGAGGAUAAAGAAUAGCUGCUUCUCUGGUCGAUCAUCAGAGCAAGAACGACAGACGAAAGAUUUCUGGAGGGAAGCUAGGAUCUUGGCGAAUCUUCACCAUCCAAAUGUGGUGGCCUUUUAUGGGGUUGUGCCAAAAGGACCUGGUGAAAGUAUGGCGACUGUGACUGAGUUUAUGGUUAAUGGAUCUUUGAGACAUGCCUUGCACAGAAAAGAUAGGUCGCUUGAUCGGCGCAAGAAGCUGAUGAUAACACUAGAUGCUGCAUUUGGUAUGGAGUAUUUACAUUUGAAGAACAUAGUUCAUUUUGACCUAAAAUGCGAUAACUUGCUUGUUAACUUGAGAGAUACGCAACGACCAAUAUGCAAGGUUGGUGACUUUGGAUUGUCAAGAAUAAAACGGAACACGCUGGUCUCUGGUGGAGUUAGAGGAACACUUCCAUGGAUGGCACCAGAGCUGUUAAAUGGAAGCAGCAACCGCGUCUCUGAGAAGGUAGAUGUUUUCUCAUUUGGUAUCGCCAUGUGGGAGAUAUUAACAGGCCAAGAACCUUACGCAGAUAUGCACUGCGGCGCCAUAAUAGGUGGGAUUGUGAACAAUACGUUGAGACCAUCGGUGCCGGAUAAAUGUGAUCAGAUGUGGAGAGAGUUGAUGGAGCAAUGCUGGUCGUUUGAUCCAGCGAUACGACCAUCGUUCACGGAGAUUAUUGAUCGGCUCCGGCUAAUGUCAGCUGCCUUGCAAACCAAGCGACGAACCCAAACCACCAGCCGAUGAAGUAAAAGUGAAAGAGUUAUUGUAAAGCUAUAAGAUUAAAGGAUGAAUACUGUAAAUUAGUAGUAAUAUUUAUAGAUAUACACACGUGGCGGCUUUCGUCGGAGUAAUGUUGUUGUAUCCACAAUAUAAACGUUGAAUGCAUGUC
Molecule: messenger RNA, 3865 nt
Organism: Brassica napus (rape)
Lineage: Eukaryota; Viridiplantae; Streptophyta; Magnoliopsida; Brassicales; Brassicaceae
Product: serine/threonine-protein kinase EDR1-like
Exons: 8
Coding region: 1123-3720 (865 amino acids)
Biological process (GO): signal transduction; protein phosphorylation
Cellular component (GO): cytoplasm
Molecular function (GO): ATP binding; protein binding; protein kinase activity
Source: RefSeq, a predicted model, not a curated record